This is a messenger RNA of Pisolithus orientalis, 2229 nucleotides long. RefSeq lists its product as uncharacterized. The transcript has 2 exons. The record is from RefSeq and is a predicted model, not a curated record. Bases 318 to 2054 code for a protein of 578 amino acids. NCBI's taxonomy places the organism in Eukaryota, Fungi, Basidiomycota, Agaricomycetes, Boletales, Pisolithaceae.
CGGCCUUGUCGAGCCAACUGACUGCAAAAAUGUGACAUUGUCCUCAUUUUCCAGAACAAAGAACAGAGAAUCGAUGUAUCAAUGAACAUUACAGCGGGUGCACGACAAAGACCUCAUUUAUUGUUCACGUGACCGUCGCAUGGUGGACGUUGCAUUUGGACGCUGCUCGUCGUCGAUCCCGACAAAGCGAAGAGGAACAAAAGAAACGCGUCUGGGGACAAUAAAAGGUCAAGCUGACCAGCCGCUCACCUGCUUAUUGUCCUUGGCCGCCAGCAUUGGGUCGAUAGCGUCUACUGACCGCCUCUCAGACUUUCCAGAUGGACAGCGAUAACCAUAUGCUGGUAGAUAUUCCUGUAGCGGUAGAUGAACCAGACGACGUCGUUCGUUGGGUGCCAUCUCAAACGUCGAACCCGGUCUUGCAGGCACUUAUACACCAGGCAGAGCAAGACAAGAAGAGUCAACCUUCGCUACCAUGUAUAUCUGAGCCGCUCUGGACUCAUACUCUUCCAUCCACUACUUCCACUCUUUGGCCCUCGAGCACAGCCCCGCCAACUUCGCGUGUGUCGUCACUGCCCUCUUUUGGGGACACAUCCUUUUUAGUGCCUCCCCGCGAGCCAAGUGGCUCAGACCCCUCGUCCUCUUCGAGCUCUGGACGCACCAAAAUUUCUUCAGGUGCUCAUCGCAAACCCCUUUCGGCUUCUGUAAAUCAUCCUGCGCGCUCAGGGCGAACAACAUCCAAACACGAUCCUCUAUCAAAGCGUCCUAGGUCAUCCUCAUACUCCUCUUCUGGCAAGGAAAAGCCCAAGGCGAGUCUUGCUGAUCGCGAACAGGAUCCAGAUGCAGCUGCAUUUUUGGCACUCCUCAGGGAUGUGUCAAAACAACUGGAUGACAACGCGAGGAAGAAACAGAUUGUUUCCACCAAGCUUAAGGAUCAGAGACAACGGGGAGACGCGGAGGGAGAUGAGACACACCAGUCCUCAUUCCGCGGAAGUCACAUUCCACCACCUGCCCGGGAGAGGGGGAAAGAAGGGGAGAGAGCGAGAGCAGGCGGGAGUCACGACUUGUCAUUAAAUGGCUCGAGUCUGGUCCCGGAUACUUCAUUCGAUACUGUGUCUCAGCGAACGGACCAAAGGCCCGGUGAAACGUUUGGGGUUCCCUGCCGCAAUACCAACGUCCCAGUCAAAUCAACACCUUCCGCCCAGCUCAACUGUAACCCCAGUGGAAGGUCUAUGACGAAGUCUGCCACUUCGGGCUCUCGCACCAUAAUGAGGGUUUCCAGUAUGGACCCCAACGUGCCUUCCCGGCGAGACCCUGUAUCCCAUACUCGUAACUUAAGCAGGACUACGAGUACAUCUACAAUUACUUCAGGUUCCCACCACGAACAUGCCGCAUAUCAGCCAAUCACUCCCACUUUUGAUCGUCAUACACGAGUCCAAGUGUCAGUGAGCGGUAACGUUGCCGGGGAACGCCUAAAGCACACCGGUACUGUGACAGAAGAUAGCCCUAUGGCUGUCGAUCCUGACACGAGUUCUGGAGACCGUACUAAUUCGGAUAAUACUAUGGAUGUUCCAUCGUUCCCCAAAUCGAAACCAUGUCCCAAGGUACCAGAUAAUUCCAAGCCGCAGCCCGUGACGUGCACUCAACGACCUGCAGUCGGGCAAGCGCGUUCCACACCUCACCGUCCCCCGGCACUUGGCAUGCGACGACCCGUAAUAACGCCUAGUAAUGGCCCUGGUAGUGCAUCGGCUUUCCCAUCUCCCUCCCAAUACGGUGCCCCGUCACAACCACCGAAAGCCACAGCUGUUCCACGGUUUAAGCCACCUCUCCCAAAACCGCCAAUUCUGAAGGGCUCUACUGGGUCUGCUUAUAGCAGACCCAGUAGUGUGGUUAAUGGGACCGAGAGCGAUAUUACCCGACUUGGCGUUGGAGCGGGGCCGCGAUCCCCGGCCAAGGUGGCUUGUGUGUGUCCUGAGACGGACCCUGAUUCAUCAUUUGAUAUAUCCUUUGAUAUGGAUGCGGACAUGUUAGAGGAGGCCAUGCGACCCUAUGAUUGAUGGAGGUACUAACGGUCUACUGACGGUGCGAGUGGGCUGGAAUUAUACAUCAGAAAUACUUACAAGUUACACUAUACAAUUGUUGACGUAUUCCAUACUAUACUCGCUUCUAAAGGGAUAGUUUCCCUACUUAGUUCUCCUUGCCAGCAUUAUAGAUCAUGACGGUCCUCAGGCG